Fusarium pseudograminearum CS3096 is the source of this 1158-nucleotide messenger RNA. RefSeq lists its product as uncharacterized. Gene Ontology annotation, molecular function: nucleotide binding. Lineage: Eukaryota; Fungi; Ascomycota; Sordariomycetes; Hypocreales; Nectriaceae. The coding region runs from base 1 to 1158 and encodes 385 amino acids. The transcript has 2 exons. The record is from RefSeq and is a predicted model, not a curated record.
AUGGCUCCCAUUCGCACCGCUAUCGUCGGCCUCUCAUCCUCCGCAAAGACAAGCUGGGCCUCCAACGCACACCUCCCCUACCUUCUAUCUCCUCUAGGCCGUUCAAAGUAUCAAAUCGUCGCUCUCCAGAACAGCAGCGUCGAAGCAGCCAGGAAGGCAAUCACGUACUAUAAACUCCCCUCUGAGACGAAAGCUUAUGGCACAUCCGAAGAUCUCGCCGCUGAUAAAGACAUUGAUCUCGUCGUUGUGGCUACACGAGUGGACGUCCAUCACUCAAGCGCUCUCCCGGUCGUAAAAUCUGGCAAGGCAGUUUUCGUUGAGUGGCCCUUGGCGCAGGAUGUUGAGCAUGCGAAGGAGCUUGUAGAUGUGGCCAAGGAGAACAACGUCAAGACUCUUGUUGGGCUUCAGGGACGUCUUGCACCACCCGUUGUCAAGAUUCGUGAGCUUUUGAGUGAGGGACGUAUUGGAAAGGUUCUUAGCAGUGAGCUUCAUGCUGCUGGAGGAACGAAUGAUAGGGAUAUUCUGCCGUCAACAUUACAGUACUUUACUCAACGGGCUAUAGGUGGAAAUACCUUUACCAUUGGGUUGGCACACAUAUUCGAUUCCUUCCAGUCCAUCAUUGGGGAUGUCACAGAUAUCAAGAGCCGUCUUUACUCUCAAAGACCCAACGUCCGAAUCCGUGAUGCCACGACGAACGAGAUCGUCGAUAGAGUUGCAACCGACGUCCCAGAUAUCACCUUUGCAACAGGAACCCUCAAGGAAUCCCCAACCGUCCAAAAAGGCGCUGCCGUAUCAAUCCGCUUCCGUCGUGGCCAGCCCUUCCCCGGUGAACCACCUCUGACCAUCACCAUCAAUGGCGAAAAGGGCGAGAUUAGACUCCGAGGCUUUGGAGGUACUGCUCUAAACGCAUCAGGUUAUUCCAAGCCUGUAACCAUUGAAGUUCAUGAUUUUGAAACAGACACUGUUGAUGAGGUGCAAUGGAAGUGGCAUGACUGGCAGGAGGGGAACGAUAUCCCGAUUAUUGGGAGGAGUAUUGCGGCGAUCUACGAACAGUUUGCCAAUGGCGGAGAGGAAUUGGUUUCAUUCAGCGAGGCUUUAAGGAGACAUGAGCAGCUCGAGGGUAUGCUCAAACAGUGGGAUGCUGACAAGCCUCAGUAA